Molecule: messenger RNA, 1810 nt
Organism: Sapajus apella (tufted capuchin)
Lineage: Eukaryota; Metazoa; Chordata; Mammalia; Primates; Cebidae
Gene: PGK1
Product: phosphoglycerate kinase 1
Exons: 11
Coding region: 125-1378 (417 amino acids)
Biological process (GO): gluconeogenesis; glycolytic process
Cellular component (GO): cytosol
Molecular function (GO): phosphoglycerate kinase activity; ATP binding; ADP binding
Source: RefSeq, a predicted model, not a curated record
GGCGGUGUGGCCUAAGUUCCUGCCCACGCGGUGUUCGGUAUUCUGCAAGGGUACAGAGCGCACGUCUGCAGCCGGCUCUCUCGCUGUCUGAAUCACCGACCUCUCUCCCGGCUGUAUUUCCAAAAUGUCUCUUUCUAACAAGCUGACGCUGGACAAGCUGGACGUGAAAGGGAAGCGGGUCGUUAUGAGAGUCGACUUCAAUGUUCCUAUGAAGAACAACCAGAUAACAAACAACCAGAGGAUUAAGGCUGCUGUCCCAAGCAUCAAAUUCUGCUUAGAUAAUGGAGCCAAGUCAGUAGUCCUUAUGAGCCACCUAGGCCGGCCUGAUGGUGUCCCUAUGCCUGACAAGUACUCCUUAGAGCCAGUUGCUGUGGAACUCAAAUCUCUGCUGGGCAAGGAUGUUCUGUUCUUGAAAGACUGUGUAGGCCCAGAAGUGGAGAAAGCCUGUGCCAGCCCAGCUGCUGGGUCUGUCAUCUUGCUGGAGAACCUCCGUUUUCAUGUGGAGGAAGAAGGGAAGGGAAAAGAUGCUUCUGGGAACAAGGUUAAAGCUGAACCAGCCAAAAUAGAAGCUUUCCGAGCUUCACUUUCCAAGCUAGGGGAUGUUUAUGUUAACGAUGCUUUUGGCACUGCUCACAGAGCCCACAGCUCCAUGGUAGGAGUCAAUCUGCCACAGAAGGCUGGUGGUUUUUUGAUGAAGAAGGAGCUGAACUACUUUGCCAAGGCCUUGGAGAGCCCAGAGCGACCCUUCCUGGCCAUCCUGGGCGGAGCUAAAGUUGCAGACAAGAUCCAGCUGAUCAAUAAUAUGCUGGACAAAGUCAAUGAGAUGAUUAUUGGUGGUGGAAUGGCUUUUACCUUCCUUAAGGUGCUCAACAACAUGGAGAUCGGUACUUCUCUGUUUGAUGAAGAGGGAGCCAAGAUUGUCAAAGACCUAAUGUCCAAAGCUGAGAAGAAUGGUGUGAAGAUUACCUUGCCUGUUGACUUUGUCACUGCUGACAAGUUUGAUGAGAAUGCCAAGACUGGCCAAGCCACUGUGGCUUCUGGCAUACCUGCUGGCUGGAUGGGCUUGGACUGUGGUCCUGAAAGCAGCAAGAAGUAUGCUGAGGCUGUCACUCGGGCUAAGCAGAUUGUGUGGAAUGGCCCUGUGGGGGUAUUUGAAUGGGAAGCUUUUGCCCGGGGAACCAAAGCCCUCAUGGAUGAAGUGGUGAAAGCCACUUCUAGGGGCUGCAUCACUAUCAUAGGUGGUGGAGACACUGCCACUUGCUGUGCCAAAUGGAACACGGAGGAUAAAGUCAGCCAUGUGAGCACUGGGGGUGGUGCCAGUUUAGAGCUCCUGGAAGGUAAAGUCCUUCCUGGGGUGGAUGCUCUCAGCAAUAUUUAGUACUUUCCUGCCUUUAGUUCCUGUGCACAGCCCCCAAGUCAACUUAGCAUUUUCUGCAUCUCCACUUGGCAUUAGCCAAAACCUUCCAUGUCGAUUCAGCUAGUGGCCAAGAGAUGCAGUGCCAGGAACCCUUAAACAGUUGCACAGUAUCUCAGCUCAUCUUUACUGCACCCUGGAUAUGCCUACAUUCUUCAAGAUCCCAUUUGAAUUUCUUAGUGACUAAACCGUUGUGCAUUCUAGAGUGCAUAUAUUUAUAUUUUGCCUGUUAGUGAGCUGUGUUAGCUUAGUUCUCUUUUGAUGUAGCUUAUUCUUAUUAGCUUUGUCACUGUUUCACUACUCAGAGUGGAAACAAGAUGAAAUUGACUUUGUAGGUAGGGAGGUGAAAUUGAUGAUCCAUUAAAUAAACAAUAAAAGUGUCCACUGAAACCGUGA